Messenger RNA from Cyclopterus lumpus (lumpfish), 1279 nucleotides. It is a transcript of the gene rae1, whose product is annotated as ribonucleic acid export 1. Gene Ontology annotation, biological process: transcription-dependent tethering of RNA polymerase II gene DNA at nuclear periphery; RNA export from nucleus. Lineage: Eukaryota; Metazoa; Chordata; Actinopteri; Perciformes; Cyclopteridae. Gene Ontology annotation, cellular component: nuclear pore. Gene Ontology annotation, molecular function: ubiquitin binding; RNA binding. The record is from RefSeq and is a predicted model, not a curated record.
CCUACGUCAUCAGAGUGCGAACACACCGAGGAACAAGCGCCACAGUUUUAAUGCGCCAAAUAGUUUUUUUGAGGGAAGGCAUUUUCAGCUCAUAUCUAGAGCACAACAUAUUUGGGUCGGGCCUCUCUCUCUCUCCAUCUGGACAGUGUACCCAUAGCAUCCUCGUACGAUGAGUUUAUUUGGGGCAACCUCCGGGUUCGGAAGCAGCGGGGACCGGUGUCUUGGAAACGCAACAACAGACAGCCACAAUCCCCUCCAGGAUGUUGAAGUGACUUCCCCUCCAGAUGACAGCAUUAGCUGUCUGGCUUUCAGCCCCCCCUCCAUGCCGGGGAACUUCCUCAUCGGAGGAUCCUGGGCCAACGAUGUCCGGUGCUGGGAGGUUCAGGACAAUGGGCAGACGGUCCCCAAAGCCCAACAGAUGCACACAGGUCCGGUGCUGGAUGUAUGCUGGAGUGACGAUGGGAGUAAAGUCUUCACUGCUUCCUGUGACAAAACGGCCAAGAUGUGGGAUCUUAACAGCAAUCAAGCUAUGCAGAUUGCACAGCAUGAAGGUCCGAUCAAGGCAAUCCACUGGAUCAAAGCCCCGAACUACAGCUGCAUCAUGACGGGCAGUUGGGACAAAACACUGAAGUUCUGGGACACCCGGUCUCCCAAUCCCAUGAUGUCUCUGCAGAUGCCAGAGAGAUGCUACUGUGCAGAUGUUGUGUACCCCAUGGCUGUGGUCGCCACGGCGGAGAGAGGCCUGAUAGUGUACCAGCUGGAGAACCAGCCCUCUGAGUUUCGCAGAAUAGACUCUCCUCUCAAACAUCAGCAUCGAUGUGUCGCCAUAUUCAAGGACAAGCAGAACAAGCCCACUGGCUUUGCACUGGGAAGCAUUGAGGGCCGAGUCGCCAUCCACUACAUCAACCCUCCAAACCCAGCCAAAGACAACUUCACCUUCAAGUGUCACAGGUCGAAUGGAACCAACACCGCCACGCCACAGGACAUCUAUGCUGUAAACGCCAUCUCUUUCCAUCCGGUUCACGGCACACUGGCGACCGUGGGCUCAGACGGACGCUUCAGCUUUUGGGACAAAGACGCCCGCACCAAGUUGAAGACCUCCGAGCAGCUCGACCAGCCCAUUACAGCUUGCUGCUUCAACAGCAACGGCAACAUCUUUGCAUACGCCUCCAGUUACGAUUGGUCAAAGGGCCACGAGUACUACAACCCCCAGAAAAAGAACUACAUCUUCUUGAGGAACGCUGCCGAGGAGCUGAAGCCUCGGAACAAGAAAUGGUGA